Ipomoea nil (Japanese morning glory) is the source of this 1718-nucleotide messenger RNA. RefSeq names its product probable amino-acid racemase. The transcript is spliced from 2 exons. NCBI's taxonomy places the organism in Eukaryota, Viridiplantae, Streptophyta, Magnoliopsida, Solanales, Convolvulaceae. Bases 494 to 1501 code for a protein of 335 amino acids. The record is from RefSeq and is a predicted model, not a curated record.
AAGAGAUUCCUUUUUACACCAACUCUCCCCCAGUAAUGAUCUCCUGUAAUUGGCUGUUGCAUUUUUGGAGCCCACCCCCCACUUGCUUUUCCAUAAUUUCUUCUUCUGAUCUUUAUCUUUCAUUUUUAAGUGAUUAUUGUUAUUUUGGCUAUGGAACCUUCUUGAAUCAGUACAUACAGAUACUGGGUUUUCAGUGUUUUACUUUGUUACUGUGGUGGAUUUUCCUUGUUUCUAGUUUUUGCAACAAAGUCUGCAGUUUUUGAGGUGUACCCUCUGCUUCUACUGCCCCACAAUUGUGAAAUUUAGGGUUUAUACUUGGGAUUUGAGUUGAAAUUUGGGAAUCUUGAACGAACACCUCUGGUGUUUGCAUCUUCCAAGGAGCAUCUUCAAGGAGGUAAUUGAAAUUGAAAUUGGAAUUGGUUUUCUUGCACAGAGAAGUUUUAUCUGUCAUAUUUGGGAAUUAGGUUUAGUUGUGAGUUUUAUAUAUUUGAGCAUGGCAAUGUCUUUCCAUUCACUGAACUACCCAUCACAUAUGGUGGGUUGCAAGAGUGUUCAAAGGAGUGAGGUUAGAACAAGGAGAUGGCAAGUUCUUGCCAUGUCCCCUUUUUCAAUUAUGCCCAAAACUGAACAAAGUGGUAAUAUAAACAACUCCAGGAAGAGUUUUCCCUCAGAUGCAGAUUGUAGUGGCGGUGAGGCGUCAGGCGUUUCUCUGCUCACUCAACAAAAUGCUGUAGGGAUCAUUGGAGGAGUGUCUGUGGAUUCAACUCUGAAUUUUGUUAAGAAGCUUGUGAAAUACGGGUUAAAGGAUAGGGAAAAUGGUUUCCCUUUUGUCCUCUGCUCUGAUCCACUGCUGAGCAAGGAGAUCUUAUCCUAUGAAAGGAGUUCACUCCCUUUCCUUACCGGUAGUGGUAGAAGUAGGCAACCUAAGAGGGAUCACAGCUCAAUCGUGGACAGUUUGAGGCGUAAAAGGAUGUUUCUUGAGAGGUCUGGAGCGCAGUGCAUUGUUAUGCCGUGCCACAUUGCACAUUCAUGGUACGAGGAUGUUGCAGAUGGAUCCUCGGUUUGUUUUCUGCAUAUGGGUGAGUGUGUAGCCAAGGAGCUCAAGGAAGCUAAACUGAGGCCUCUUGAAGCAGGAAGCCCUCUGCGCAUUGGCGUCCUGGCUACCAAUACUGAUCUCACCGCUGCUUUUUACCAGCAAAAGCUUCAAAGUGAGGGUUUUGAGGUUGUAGUACCAGAUAAGGCAACCAUAGAACACACAAUUAUCCCUGCAGUGGAAGCCCUAACCAGAAAGGACAUAGAAGGGGCACAAAACCUGUUCAGAAUCGCGUUACAGGUGCUCUUGGUGAGAGCUGUCAACACUGUGAUAAUCGCCUCAGAUGACAUGUGCGAAGUUUUGCCUCCGGAUGAUCCCCUGCUCAAGAAAUGCAUCGACCCACUGGAUGCAUUGGCACGGUCAACUGUUAAGUACGCGCUGUCUGCUGAAAGAUGUAAAGAACCCUAGUGUGCACAGAUGAUAAUAGUUUUGGAGCAAUUGUGGAGGGGUAUGAGUGGAGUGGGUGUAAAGUAAUGUUCUUUAUUUCAAAUGUAAGAUAUUGAAACAAACUGUUAAUAGCAUCAGUCAGUCAAGCCCAUAGAGCUAAAGUUGUGUCAGACAAAGUGAACACUUUGUUAAUUGUCAAAGAUGAGACAGUAAAUAUACCAUGGCUCCUGUCAACAAC